AUGCCAAUUAUUCCUUACAUUAUUCACUCUAAUACCUCCAAACAGACAGUGGAUCUCUCAGAUCUGGAGGAACACAUUGAACAGUUCCAGCACUUGUUGCUCUACGAAGAAGCACUUCAGCAGCUCCAAGAUGGCAACGUGCCACAUAGAAUACUCAGAACGAAACAGAUGGGAUGUACCUCGGAUACAGAAUUUCUCGCAAAGUUGCAUUGCAUCAGGCAGGCAUUCAAUGAGAUCUUCGAGGUAGAAGAGAACAGGAAAUGGUUCGAGGACAUAGGCAGAGAGCUGAUUGGUACUUUACUGAAGCAUGCCGAUAAGGACCCUUCCGAUUUUUACAAGUUGUACGACAACUUCAUGGACUACUUGAAGACCUCUGAAAACUGGGUCAACAUCGAGGUCGAAUUGAAAGGGAGAAAUGUGAAAGUGAUGAAUUUCUUUGACAUAGUGAUCGACUUUCUACUCUUUGACGGUUUCGACGACCUUGAUCAAGUUCCUUCGACCAUCGUCAACAUCUGCGGGAACAGGUGGAUAACUAAUGGAUUCAAGGAGACUGCAAUCUUAACUUUCGUCUGGUCUGUCCUCAAAGCAAAGAGAACCAUGCUGACCAACCAGGAUGGCUUCAUAUCCCACUUCUACAGCAUCAGCGAGAUCACAAGUCCCGUCUUUGCCUGGGGGUUUCUAGGCCCUGACGGCCCUCUUAAGAGUGUCUGCAAGUUUUUUAAGGACGAAGUAACCAGUUUCAUGACUGAGGUCUUCGAUUUCGAGUGCGUUCGUUUCAGCACGUUGACCGACCUGACGGAAGACAUCAUGAAGCUAGCCAGGAAACACGGUCAGCUGGCCAGGGAUAAACUAUCCACCCACCCGUCUUAUUGGUCGUGA
This is a messenger RNA of Helobdella robusta, 879 nucleotides long. RefSeq lists its product as hypothetical. Gene Ontology annotation, biological process: mitochondrial fusion. Lineage: Eukaryota; Metazoa; Annelida; Clitellata; Rhynchobdellida; Glossiphoniidae. The transcript has 8 exons. The record is from RefSeq and is a predicted model, not a curated record. Bases 1 to 879 code for a protein of 292 amino acids.